AUGAGUGCGCCCCUCACUACCCCUCUUCAAGAUGUCCAUCAUCAACCCUCGGUGACUAUAGCCAACGAGGCGAGGCACUAUGUCGAUCACCGGCCUCCCUAUCCAGACUCUAUGUGGGAACUUUGGACAAGCUACCAUGAGGGCCCUCUGACCGUCGUCCACGACAUUGGCUCCGGCAGCGGCAACGCUGCAGACGGUCUUUUGACACACACAACAUCGCCUGCCAAGCAUGUCAUCUUGACUGAACCGCGAGACAUCAACAUCAAAGACUGCCGCUCCCGCUUCAGAGACCGCUUCCCCGGAACCAGCUUUACUUACCGGAACUGCCGCGGGGAAGACCCCUGGGAAGCCCCCGUCGGUGUAGAAGACGUUGACUUCGUAAUGGCAUGCGAGUCACUACACUGGACUAUCCUGGCGCCCACCCUUGACAACAUUGCAAAGAGUCUGCGGGGAAAUGGGACUUUUGCGGCCGUCAUUUACGGGCCUUUCCCUGGAAUCACCAACAACACGGUCGCCAAUGCAGCCUUCAAGGCUUUCAUUGGAGAGCACGCCGCUCAUCUCCUGAAGCAAGAGUGGAUGACCGAGAACUGGAAGCGUGCUGCCCGUCAGAUGUUUCAUGGCAUGGACUCUGUUCCGCUGAAAGACGAGAUUUGGAAGGACGUCAAGCGCAUCGAGAUUAACUGUCGCGAUGGCUGGUACGCAAAAGACUACCACCCCCUCGAAGGAACAGCAGACCCAGUAAGACAUCUAGGAACAUCCGAACGUGUGGUCAUAGAUGAUAGCAAGGAUUGGCGGAUCUCUUCCUCGGUUGAUUGGCUGAAGCAAUCACUCGAGUCUAUGAGGUUUGGCUUUACUGAAGAGUCAUGGCAGUCGCCAAAAUGGCAAGAGAUGGCAAAAGAAAUUGGAAAUGGGGCGUUGGAGCUUGAAUGGCAAGUUCACAUGAUUCUCGCUCGGAAAAGGGUAUAG
Molecule: messenger RNA, 966 nt
Organism: Colletotrichum orchidophilum
Lineage: Eukaryota; Fungi; Ascomycota; Sordariomycetes; Glomerellales; Glomerellaceae
Exons: 1
Coding region: 1-966 (321 amino acids)
Molecular function (GO): S-adenosylmethionine-dependent methyltransferase activity
Source: RefSeq, a predicted model, not a curated record